CUGAAAUAUUUUUACUAAUUAUGGACUUAGUAGUAUUAAAGUAGGAUGAAAUCCGGUUAAUUUGAUGGAUUGGGUCAUAUUGAGAGAGCGAGCCCAUGAAAAUCGAAAGUUGAUUGGUCUUCAUAGUCAACCAAUGAUAAACCGGUUUGGUAAAGAAAACCCUACAUUACGUAGAGCUUCUUCUCUCCAUCGAAAUCCAGCGACGACGACGAUGAUGAUCUCUCGUCGAUUAGCUUCCAGAUUCCUUAAACCCUCGUCUUUCUCAUCCCUCAACACCUCCCUUCACCAUCUCCACUCUUCUUCUCCCAUAAGAAACCAUUUGAUCCACAGAUCAGAAGUUCAAGAGCUGGGUCUCUUAAGAUCCUUCUCUGCUUUCAUCACCAAUCCCAACACCGAGAAGCUCCGAUCUCAAACAUGGCCAACGAGGUACUUCUCAACACCAAGCCAAGAGGUCAAUCCGAAUCCCGAGGAGGAGCCCAAGAUGAAGCACCAGGAGAUCGAAGGACCGACGGUGGAGCGCGACGUGUCGGCGCUAGGUAACGAGACGAGACAAGUGUUCGAAGGGAUGAUGAAGAACAUGUACAGUCUAAGUGGAGCCAUGGGUCUUCUCGGUUUAACUCAGUUGGUCGUCGGAGGCACGAUUCUGUACGCGACUCGUUCGAAUCCGAUUCACGAGAUGACGAUUCAGAGCUGCAUAGCGUUCGGAUUCCCGUUCGCGAUGGCGUUGAUGCUGAGACGUUCGUUGAAGCCGAUGUAUUUCUUCAAGAAGAUGGAGGAAGCGGGGAGGUUGCAGAUCCUGACUUUGACUCUUCAGGUUGCUAAGAAUCUCAAUGUCUUGUUCGUUAGAGCUCGUGUUGUGUCCAUCUUGUGUGUUGCUGGGUUGUCUUGCGGCAAUCUAUACCUCUUGUUGUCUCCAUGAAAAAUGGAUCAUUUUUUCUUGUC
This is a messenger RNA of Brassica napus (rape), 942 nucleotides long. RefSeq lists its product as uncharacterized. The transcript has a single exon. The coding region runs from base 65 to 919 and encodes 284 amino acids. The record is from RefSeq and is a predicted model, not a curated record. NCBI's taxonomy places the organism in Eukaryota, Viridiplantae, Streptophyta, Magnoliopsida, Brassicales, Brassicaceae.